AUCAAUAUCCCCAAUACAAGCACGUGAGACCCAGAGUGAUCUCACGAGAACCAUUCGCAAAGGGGAGAGACAACUCAGGGAAAUUGCAAAUGGGAGACUUUGAGGAUGACCUGGACGAAGUAGAUCAGAGCACUAUUACGGCCUACUUGAACGAUCCGCCUGCUCUUCAUAUACGAAGGACCCUAGACCAGUAUUCUUACCACAUGCUUCGGUGUACCGCCCGAUGGGACCAAGAUCAGGUGGUAUCACGCUGGGCUAGAAGGUGGGCUAGAAGGGAACGCGUUCAUAUACACAACAUCCUCAUGGUGGAUCAGCUUUGGCUAUGGAUGCAUAGUCUAGGGCAAUCCCCAGCACAAGCCUCCACGCAAGCGUCUUCAAAAUACCGGCCUGAAUAUGUCAUCACCGCCUUUCCCGAACGCACUGAAGCCGACUACCUGAACCGAGGUUGCUCUGAAGACAUAAAGUCGCAAGUGCUUGCUUCGAACAAGAGGCUAAGGGAGCCGAUUUGCACCAUGCGGGACCUUGGAACCCGCAUUCUGUUUACAUGCUUCAAUGUCUUUGAUAGGUUUCAGGACCGUGAGACGCUACAGUUUUUUCACAUGUUUGAGGAUUCUGUUCGCACCAUUGACGACAAUGAGAGUAGCCUGUUUGGCGAAUUCCAAAGUCACUCCACCGCUCUCCAUGAAUUGGGAAUGAAAAGCCGGAACUUCGGCCAGAGAAAGCGUAUGCUCAUGGAACAGUUGUUGGAUAUAAGAGAGGAAACAAGGUCUCUGGUUGAGAUCAAGGACAUUCGAGAUGAGAUACAUAUCAUCCUUUCGGUUUUCCAUUCCCAACUAUCAGUCCUAGACCGACUGGUUGGGGAGGAAUCGAACAAGAACACUAACCUGGGGCCCUUCGCCAUCAGCAAUGCGGUCGAACGACUCAUACAGAACAACAUCACGGACUUCACGAAGCUGGAUAAUCAGGCCGAAUUGAUUCAAGAUAAGCUCAAUACAUUGCUCGAUUUGAAGCAGAAAGCAUCCAAUGCCUGGGAGGCGCGCUCUGCCAGAGAGUGUGCCCUAGAAGCUGCGAAACAAGGCAAUACUAUGAUGGUCUUCACCGUUGUCACCAUCAUCUUCCUUCCUCUGUCCUUUAUGGCGUCCUUCUUCGCGCUCAACAUCACCGCAUUCCCACAGGAUGAGAAAAGCGGGGAAUCAAGCUGGCCUCUUGGGCUCCUCUCAGCGUAUCUAUUUGGGAUAGCAAUUGCAAUUUCCGUGCCCCUGAUCAUUAUCGCCAUGAACGUCCAGCACUUUUCCAACCUCUGGCAGCGGAUACGCAACGACUAUUUCAUACUACUCCAAAUGACCAUCAUCCAAUACUUGCCCGGGUUUAGGCCCGAGUCACCAGGGUUUAAAAAGCUUGAGGAGAGGAGGGACGCAUAUUUGAAUGAGCAGGAAGAACUCGAGAAUGACCAAGGCCUGCAUCCCGAGAAAGCCUAGCUAGACGAAGUGACUCUCCACGAUGCUUCAUGUCCUACAGAGCAUAUACUGACGAAGGUAUCGGCUAAGCGGCGGCCCACCCAUGGCUGGCAUAUCUCAUUGGGAUGGCUCUGAUUCCGAGGCAAAGCAAAGCCGGAACAACAGAGCAAGGGCGUUCGUACCGAGGUAUGAAAGCUCGUGAAGCGUACCGCAUACACCAGAUUGCAGCG
This is a messenger RNA of Trematosphaeria pertusa, 1687 nucleotides long. RefSeq lists its product as uncharacterized. Gene Ontology annotation, cellular component: membrane. The transcript is spliced from 8 exons. Gene Ontology annotation, molecular function: metal ion transmembrane transporter activity. Gene Ontology annotation, biological process: metal ion transport; transmembrane transport. The coding region runs from base 90 to 1478 and encodes 462 amino acids. The record is from RefSeq and is a predicted model, not a curated record. Lineage: Eukaryota; Fungi; Ascomycota; Dothideomycetes; Pleosporales; Trematosphaeriaceae.